AUUUUCUAGAACAUAAACCUUAAACCCCACGAACUCAACUAAACCCUCUGCAUUUUUCAGUUGCUUGUUGGAUCCAACUCCAACUAUAAACAUUUAACUCUUUGGAGUAAUUGAUAAAGUUGCUGCCACGUGACCUGGAGGUCACGAGUUCAAGUUUUGGAAAUAGCCUCAGACAGAAAUGCAAGGACGCAAAUCGAAUGGCUUAUAGGCGAAGCUUGACAACGAGAGCUAAGUUUCUUUAUCAGCAAAAAGGAGUUUCUCCAGCAAUAUUUUAUUGCCACAAUGAUGAUCGUAAAAACCACGAAUUACCCAGUCGUGAAAAUCCAAGAAUUCCCAGUUUUUUCCAACCCCAUUAUGUCAGAAGUGGAAUUAACAGUUUUACUGGCUCUAGAAACCCGUUUCAAGAUUGGAGAUUUUGUGCUCCACACCUCAUGAUUCCGAUGAAUUCGGGGUCUAUGUUUACCAGGAAUAUGUCUAGUAGUGUUGGCGGAGGAGCAGAGAAGAUAGAGUACAUCAGUGAGGUUGCUGAGCUUGCCGAUAAGGCAGUUGAGGCUGUAGCUUCUCAAGUUCCAGCAGUGAAUGAGGUGGCAAUUGCUGCUGCGGACUCGUUUUUGCCAGUGCAGGCAUUGCAGUACUUGAUCGAUUACGUUCAUAUUUUUACCGGGCUUGAUUGGUGGGCAUCAAUCAUCGCAACAACGAUUCUUAUUCGAUGUAUAACUCUUCCAUUAAUGAUUAAUCAGCUCAAAGCUACUUCGAAAUUCGCGAUUUUGAAGCCAAAGUUGGAUGCAAUUAACGAAGAGAUGCAAAAUCGGGGUAUGGCUCCGGCAGCUGUGGCUGAAGGUCAACAAAAAAUGCAGGCGGCUAUGAAGCAACAUGGAGUUACACCGUUCACUCCCUUAAAAGGAAUUAUAAUACAAGGGCCAGUCUUCGUCAGUUUCUUUAUGGCCAUUUCAAAUAUGGUGGAAAAGGUCCCUUCUUUCAGACAAGGGGGAGUUUUAUGGUUUACUGAUUUAACCGUUCCGGAUAGCAUGUACAUCUUCCCAAUUUUGACGGCAUUGACUUUCUGGAUAACGGUGGAGUGCAAUGCUCAAGAAGGAUUGGAAGGAAAUCCUUCAGCUAAAACUAUAAAAAACGUCUCACGGGCCUUCGCUGCGUUAACUAUCCCAUUUACUGCUGGUUUUCCUAAGGCAGUAUUCUGCUAUUGGAUGACCUCGAAUAUAUUUUCGCUCUCAUAUGGAUUAGUGGUUAAAAAUCCCGCGGUUAAGAAGUUUCUUGGCGUUCCUAUAGUACCGGUCACUCCUCCAUCUGAACAAAAACCGGGACUCCCAUUUUUCGAAACUCUCAAGAAAUACGCUGCCGCUCAAAAGCAAUUAGCAGCACAACAGCACACUCAAUCAUCACCUGCCGUGGCAUCAAAACCUGCUAGUCAAGUAAUAUCAUCAUCAUCGUCAUUAUCAUCAUCAUCGUCUGUUCUUGGUAAACGGAUUGCAAGCUUAGAGAAACAGGUAAAAAGAAGAAAGAACAACAAGAAGAGGCGAUGAACGUCCUUGAUUGAAGGAGAAAAGUUCGUCGAGCAGAUCGCUAACUAUUGGUCAUUGAUGCCGCGUAUACACAAUUCGGACAGAAGCUCAUUUUUUUCCCAGAAGUUUAUAGAGGGAUUCAUAGAUAUACCAUCAGGAACAUACAUGUUUUUUUGGUUUUCUUUCGUCUUUCAUACGAAUAUAGGUAUUCAUGAAAGAUCAUUCGUUGAGAAAUUUGUAACGAUGAGCAGAAUGCUGCAGCACUCGAAGCAUAGUUGCUGUAAUAAGUAAAUUCCAUCGCGUUUCAAUUCUUCAGUAAUUUGUUGAAACUUGUUUCUGUUA
Messenger RNA from Capsicum annuum, 1862 nucleotides. Its product is annotated as mitochondrial inner membrane protein OXA1. The transcript is spliced from 11 exons. Gene Ontology annotation, molecular function: membrane insertase activity. The record is from RefSeq and is a predicted model, not a curated record. Bases 198 to 1541 code for a protein of 447 amino acids. Gene Ontology annotation, biological process: protein insertion into mitochondrial inner membrane from matrix; mitochondrial respiratory chain complex IV assembly. Gene Ontology annotation, cellular component: mitochondrial inner membrane. NCBI's taxonomy places the organism in Eukaryota, Viridiplantae, Streptophyta, Magnoliopsida, Solanales, Solanaceae.